Messenger RNA from Cololabis saira (Pacific saury), 2386 nucleotides. It is a transcript of the gene tgfbi, whose product is annotated as transforming growth factor, beta-induced. Lineage: Eukaryota; Metazoa; Chordata; Actinopteri; Beloniformes; Belonidae. Gene Ontology annotation, molecular function: protein binding. The transcript is spliced from 17 exons. The record is from RefSeq and is a predicted model, not a curated record. The annotation marks the transcript as partial.
GGUCCGCUGGUCCCGCUGGUCCCCGCUGGUCCCGCUGGUCCCGGUCCCGGUUCUGAGGGGCCCGCUGGUCCUGCUGGUCCUGAUCCUGGUCUCGGUCCUGGACCUGGACCCGGUCCAGGCCGGUCCCCCUACCAGGCCGUCCUGCAGCACAGCCGGAUCCGAGGCCGCCAGCAGGGACCCAACGUGUGUGCGAUGCAGCAGAUUCGAGGCUCCGACAAGAAAUACUUCACCAACUGCAAGCAGUGGUACCACCGGAAGAUCUGCGGGAAACCCACGGUCAUCACCUACGAGUGCUGUCCCGGGUACGAGAGGAUCCCGGGAGAGAAGGGCUGCCCCGCCGCGCUGCCGCUGGUGAACAUCUACAACACGCUCGGCGUGGUCGGCGCCUCCACCACGCAGAUGUACUCGGACCGGGCCGAGCUGAGGCCCGAGAUCGAGGGGCCCGGCAGCUUCACCUUCUUCGCCCCGAGCAACGAGGCCUGGGCGGCGUUACCGGUGGAGAUCCUGGACGCGCUGGUGAGCAACGUGAACAUCGAGCUGCUCAACGCGCUGCACUACCACAUGGUGAACCGGCGGCUAACGUCGGAGGAGCUAAAGCACGGAGCCUCGUUCCCCUCCAUGUACCAGGACGCAGGCGUGCAGAUCCACCACUACAGCAACGGGGUAGGCACUAGGACCCAGAACCAGAACGCAGGCGUGCAGAUCCACCACUACAGCAACGGGAUCGUGACGGUGAACUGUGCCCGGCUGAUCAAACCGGACCAACACGCCACCAACGGGAUCGUCCACGUGGUGGACCGGGUCAUCACGGCCGUGUCCAACGACAUCAUGUCCUUCAUCGACGUGGACGACGACCUGGAGACGCUACGGACGGCCCUGGCUGCUGCCGGACUCACCUCCCUGCUGGAGAGCGACGGUCACUACACCGUGUUCGCUCCGACCAACGAGGCCUUCGAGAAGAUCCCGCCGGAAACCCUGAACCGGAUCCUGGGGGACCCGGUGGCCCUGAAAGACCUGCUGAACUACCACGUGCUGAGGAACCUGCACUGCUCCGAGUCCAUCGUGUCGGGCUCCCCCAUGGAGACGCUGCAGGGAACCGUGCUGGAGGUCGGCUGUGACGGGAGUCACAUGACCCUCAACAAGAUGGCCGUCGUCACCAAGAAGGACCAGCUGGGAACCAACGGAGUUCUGCACUACAUCGACACGCUGCUCAUCCCCGACUCAGCUAAGACGCUACUGGAGCUAGCUGAGAGCUCCUCCGUUUCCACGGCGACCAGGCUGUUUGUGGAGGCGGGACUUUCCUCCCACCUGAGCGGCUCGGAGGCCCUGACGCUAUUGGCUCCCCUGAACGACGCCUUCAAAGGAAGUGUGUCCAUGACCUCUGACCUCCGGAAACUGCUGACCAACCACAUCCUGAAGGAGCAGCUUUCGUCCAAGUCUCUGUACCACGAGCAGGAACUGGAGACGCUGGGGGGCCUCCGGCUGCGGGUGUUCGUGUACCGCAACAACCUGUGCAUCGAGAACAGCUGCAUCGCGGCUCACGACAAGACGGGUCGUUUCGGCUCCAUGUUCACGGUGGACAAAGUCCUGACGCCCCCGACGGGAACCAUCAUGGACGUGCUGAAGGCCGACGACCGCUUCAGCCUGCUGGUGGGAGCCGUCCAGACCUCGGGGAUGACGGAGCUGCUGAACCAGCCGGGGAAACUGACCGUCUUCGCUCCGACGAACCGGGCCUUCAGCGCCGACCCGGGGGAGCUGGACCGGAUCAUGCGUGACCCCCAGCUCGGGUCCCGGGUCCUGGGCCUCCACGUGGCCCAGGGGGUCCUGGUCUCGGGGGGCGUCGGCUCCUCCACCAGACUGACGCCGCUGCAGGGGGACAAGCUGGAGCUGGGCGUGAGAAACUACACCGUCUACGUCAACAAGAUUCCGGUUGCCGACGCCGACCUGAUGGCGACGAACGGGGUCGUCCACGCCGUCGACGCCGUCGUCAGGACGCUGUCCCCGAAAGUGGAACAAGAGCAGAAUGAUGCACCUUCAACCAGGGUGGACAGUCGCAGCUUCAGGAACGACGACCUCUUCCAGAAGGUUCUGAGGAGCAGCUCCAGCAGGACGGUGGUGCAGUGAGGAAGAGGAGGAGGAAGAGGAGGAAGAGGAGGAAGAGGAGGAGGAGGAGGAAGAGGAGGAGGAGGAGGAGGAGGAACAGGAGCAGGGUCCACCAGAACCGGAGGACCCGGAGGAGGACCCGGGUCUCUGAGGGUCCUGGAGGUCUGGAUUCUCCACCUGUGAUGAAGAAGAAGAAGAAGAAAGUUCCACUGCCUUUUUACAGUCGUGUUGUAACCUGUUUACCGGAAACAGAGCUUUAAUAAAGUGUUGGUUUGUUUACGUC